Aspergillus fischeri NRRL 181 is the source of this 1881-nucleotide messenger RNA. Its product is annotated as putative ferric-chelate reductase (Fre2). The transcript has 2 exons. Gene Ontology annotation, molecular function: ferric-chelate reductase activity. The record is from RefSeq and is a predicted model, not a curated record. NCBI's taxonomy places the organism in Eukaryota, Fungi, Ascomycota, Eurotiomycetes, Eurotiales, Aspergillaceae. Bases 1 to 1881 code for a protein of 626 amino acids. Gene Ontology annotation, cellular component: plasma membrane. Gene Ontology annotation, biological process: intracellular iron ion homeostasis; iron ion transport; copper ion import.
AUGAAGUUGUCGCAAUACCAGCGAGCAGCGCAGAUCCUGCUCUAUCUUGCAAUACCAGUCGCAUCUCAUGAUACAAACGGAAGGCCAGGUCACGGACUCAUAGGCUAUGGCAUCUCCAUGUACAAGCCUGUCUGUGCUUAUGCGUGUCGUGCCUCGAUUACAAACCCGCUGAAUUGCGGCACGGCAGUAGAGCACGAGAUAGACACAGAUAUGUCCCGGACGACAAUGAAUACUCCGAGCCCGUCGUGCUAUGCAAACAACGAUCCCUUUCUGCAAACACUGGCCUACUGCAUGCACACUCACUGUACUGAUGUAUCGGUCUCGGUUCUGGAGCAUUACUGGGAGUUGAAUGUGGCUGGUAGACAGCAACAUCAACCGAGCCCGAAAGAGUCGUAUCAGGAAGCUCUUGAAAGCCUUGCCAGACCACCGACUAUAAUCCUUAACACAUCCGCGGUUCUGGAUAUUGCUUCUUUGGUCGAGGAAGAGACGUAUUUGAGUAAUUACAAUACUCUCUGGGCGUUCGAGGCUGUCGAGACGUCCCAUGAGCGAUACGGCACCUGGUUCGCGUCCACGCACGACGAAAUCCUCACUUACGUGGCAAAUCGCAUCGGCGUGCUCAGCUUUGCGAAUAUUCCCUUACUGGUGCUAUACACCGGUCGGAACAACUUUCUCCUCUGGCUGACUGACUGGUCACAUUCAACCUUCCUCUUGCUCCAUCGCUGGCUGGCGUUCAUCUGCACUCUCGAAACUUGUCUGCACUCGGCCAUAUAUCUGCAGAUUGCCGUCGCCAACAGUGAGCACAGUACCGAGAGUAAGCAGCCAUUCUGGAUCUGGGGUGUCGUCGCCACUUUGGCGAUGGCCAUCAUGAUCCCAUCAUCAACAUGGCCAAUCCGGAAGCGGUGCUACGAGCUAUUCCUCGCUUGGCACAUCGUCCUGUCCUUUCUGGCUCUUCUUGCGUGCUACUGGCAUAUUUGGUACAGGUAUGGACAUCAGUGGGGCUAUGAAACCUGGAUCUAUGUGGCGUUCGGUAUCUGGGCCUUUGAGCGGGUAUUUCGGGUCCUGAGGCUGGCGCGGAAUGGCAUUCAGAAGGCUCAUGUCACCGUCUUGGAUGAUGAGUAUAUUAAAGUCGAGGUUCCAGGUGUACAUGCACAGGGCCAUGUAUAUCUCUACUUUCCCACUCUGACGUGGCGGGUCUGGGAAAACCACCCCUUCUCCGCGAUUGCCAGUUUCCGACGCGACAGCAUGGAGAGGAAGAUCGACGUCGUGUCGCAGGAUGUCAAGAAUGAAUAUCUGUCGAAGAACAGUGCUUCGGUGACGACGUUUCUUGAUGCGGACAAGCCGCCUUCUACGUCCUCGGCGCAGGACCUGGCCACCGGACCUUACCAACCAUGCCUCACGUUCUUCGUACGCACCCUGUCGGGAACAACGCGACAACUACGUGCGCGGGCUCAACUCCCGGUUUUAGUGGAAGGAUCCUAUCCCCCAUCACCCCUGAUCAGUCAUCACUGGAGCAGUCAUCCCAAUGUCAUUGCCAUUGCUGGCGGAGUUGGGAUCACAGCGCUGGUUCCAGAUCUGUGCAGCCACCGCGGAGGACACACGCUAUUCUGGGCUUCCCGCAGCAAAGCAUUGAUUGAGUCGGCCCGAGAGACGGUGGGGGACGCACUGUGGCAUGAUAUGAACGUGAGGAUCUACCAUGACCAGCGAAUGGAUAUCCCCACGCUCUUAACAGAAGAGGUCCAGAAGUAUCAGGGUGCGCCGGUUUGUGUUGUUGUCAGUGGGCCGGCGAGGAUGGCGGAUGAGGUUCGACAUGUUGUUUCGGAGAUGGUUAGACAGAAUCCGGCUUUGCUUGUUUCUUUUGUAGAGGAAUCUUUUACGUGGUAG